CUGCUGGGUCAUUUCCCCUCCGAGGACGAAGUAUCCCCGAGCUUACCCAGCCUUAUAUGCUCGGCACGCGCCGCAGCCUCUCUCGACUUCCGCCGAGCCCUCUGCCCAUCCCGCUCGCUGCUCUCACACUCGCUCCGGUCUGACACCACUUCGUUCGUUCGUCGCGUCUGGCCCAGCUUAGGAUACAAUGCUUCUCACGAAGCUCAUACAGGGCCUCGGGGCCUUGUCCCUUGUUCAUCUUGCGGUUGCUACCGAGGGACACUUCCCGAAGGCCAACGAGACGGAGGAGUCGCAUGGGGCGGAUAAGGGCCAUGACAGUGGUUAUGAUACCGAGUGUUUUGGAUGUUGCAAGACCAUCACCAAGUGGCACACCAAAACGCACACCGAGACGCACACCAAAACAGACACCUCGGUUAAAACACACACGGAGACGGAGAUCGAGACACACACGGCCACUGUAACCGAGACCCUUCCGGCCUCCACGGUGACGGUCACCGACACAGAGACCGCCAUCGUGAGCUGGGCAACGACUCAGACCAACGAGGUCGAGGUCACCGCCACUGUGAGUUGGGCAACGACCCAUACCAACGAAAUCGAGGUCACCGAAACCGCAACCGUCACGCAGGAAAUCACCGAGUACCUGACGACGACGGAGUUCUCCACUUACACAACAUCCUACCCCGUUACCGAGACCACAACGGUUUGUAAGGGGUAUCCUAAGGAAUGCGAGGUUAGCACGACCACGAAGUGGAAAACAGCAACUGAGACCGACACCAUCGUUUCGACCUUUGUGACGACCGUCAUCACGGUUGUUCCCACGACGGUUCCCACGACGGUUCCCACAACUGUGGUAGUACCGACAACUCUGACCAAUACCAUCACGACUACCGAGCUGGUGCCGACGACGUUAACAAGCAGCACCACAGUGACCGAGGUCGUCACGCUUGUUACUUCGUAUCCCGUCACGGUAACCGACAGCACGACUAUUUAUUCCACCGAGACGUCAGUGGUGACCACGACGUCUGUGUCCACUUUCACAACCGUCAGCACCUUGACGACAGUGAGGGAGCUCACAGACACCGUCACAAACACCGUCACAAACACGCUCACGGACACGGUUACGAAUACCCUCACGGAUACCGUCACACAACUCACGACGCUUCCCGCUUCGACCAUCACCGACGUCAUCACCACGGUCCUCCCUGCCAUUACCAUCACGGUUACCAUAGAUGGGGAGGUUAUCACUUCCAUCAUUCCUGGGCCCACGGUCACCCAAACGACAACCACCACUCUCCCCCCGGUUACCGUCACCGCUCCAGGGUCGACAGUAACGCGGGAGAUCUCUGCCUGCCCUGCUCCGACGAAUUCGGUCCCCGUCACGCGCACCCAGACGACAAAACGCCAGCUCUGGGGCUGCGACCCUGGAUAUGUUUGCAUGGUGCCAAAGCCUCAGGGCUGCAACGUGUGGGCCGAACCGCCGAGCAACGAUUACUUGUGCGAUUCUCGGUACUGCCAGCCGGCACCAAACUUCACGCCGGUCGUGUGGCCCGAUAACGAGACAAGCUACUACCCCCCGGUCGAAGGAUACUUCGACCUUAACCCCAACGCUUUCGGCCUGAGCUACGAUAUCUUCGCCGCCCCCGAAGAGAUCGUCACCAAGAUCGAUGGCAAGAAGACGACCAUCACCACUGGCAAUUAUGCCUCGCAGUCCGACCUCACCCACUACCCACCGGCACCGACGUCCACCAUCACGAAAGUGGGGUCUUAUGGUCGCAGCCUCCGUCUCUCGAAGCGUGAUGAAACCAUCAUCCCACCAGUUUGCUACGAUGCUUGCAACAACGCCUAUCGUGAGACCCAGAAAAUGGGCCUGGUCGACGAGCUCUGCGAGGCGGGAUCUGCUUUCAUGGACGCACACGAUACAUGCAUUGGCUGUUGCGAUGCCAACAGCAAUGCCGACCUCAAGCUCACUCUCCGGUCCAUCGAGAAUCCGUUCGAGCUGGUCUGGACCCUCUGCGGCCUCCAGCCGGGGGAGCCGCAGCAGUCGUCCACCGACCUGCCGCCGCAGACCCAGGUGACCGAGCCGCCGCCGGUCUUGACCAGCUCGCAGGCCCCGCCCAACACCGAGACCGACCCCGUGCCCAUCACCAGCAGCACCGCCGACGAGCCGGAACCCACCCCUUCGUCGACCGAGCCUGAGGCCACGCCCACGCCCACCCCCACUACCGCCCCCACUACCACCACCGCGGACGAACCCGAGCCCACGGACACCGAGACAGAGACCCCGCCGGGCGAGACGUCCGAGUCCGAGUCUCCGGCCCCGUCAUCCACGGGCGACGGUAACAACGGUGGCGGUGGCGGCGGCGGAGGUGGCGGCGGCGGAGACGACGAAACGACCACGCCGGCCCCCACGGGCACGCUCACCUUCCAGACGUCGACCACCGGCCAGCCGGCGACCAGCUCCUUCGCCACGGCGGCGGCUGGCAGGCUCGUGCCGGGUGCCCUGGUCGGGAAGAGCGGGCUGGGGAGUGCCCUGGCCGGGUUGGUGGCUGUGUUGUUCUUUCUUUAGGUGAGGCAGGGGUUUGUUGGUUGUUGGUUGGUGAUGUUUUGCGCUUCGCUUCUAAUGCUUAAUCUUUUUUUUUUGGAUUGGAUUUUGGAUUGUUUGUUUUUUUAUAUUAU
Molecule: messenger RNA, 2676 nt
Organism: Chaetomium fimeti
Lineage: Eukaryota; Fungi; Ascomycota; Sordariomycetes; Sordariales; Chaetomiaceae
Exons: 4
Coding region: 188-2566 (792 amino acids)
Source: RefSeq, a predicted model, not a curated record